Molecule: messenger RNA, 363 nt
Organism: Anthostomella pinea
Lineage: Eukaryota; Fungi; Ascomycota; Sordariomycetes; Xylariales; Xylariaceae
Source: the annotation of a GenBank genome assembly
AUGAUAGAGCCAGCGAUCAAAGCACCGCGGCUAAUACCACACGCCAAGAACACAUUCCAGACUGCACGCGUGGUCGCGCGCUCAUGCACGAGGUACAUGCCCGCAAACGCGCACUGGACAAGGACUUCAUAUGGCCCCAUCCCCAGCACACUCCAGAUGGGAGAUCCCAGAAAGCUGCUAUGGUUCUUCGAAAGAGCGCCCCAGAUGAUACCGGAUAACAUGAUGAUGCUUGAUAUCACGUAUAGGGGCCGUCUGUCGACCUUCUUCGCCAUCGUCUAUUUCGAGGAUGACGAUGAGAAUGGCAAGGUGCUGGCGGCUGAGGGCGUGCGAAGUAGGGCCCAGAAGGUUGAAGGUGUCGGGUGA